Messenger RNA from Perca fluviatilis (European perch), 1754 nucleotides. RefSeq names its product thymus-specific serine protease-like. Gene Ontology annotation, molecular function: dipeptidyl-peptidase activity; serine-type exopeptidase activity. The coding region runs from base 361 to 1134 and encodes 257 amino acids. The transcript is spliced from 8 exons. NCBI's taxonomy places the organism in Eukaryota, Metazoa, Chordata, Actinopteri, Perciformes, Percidae. Gene Ontology annotation, cellular component: lysosome; endosome. The record is from RefSeq and is a predicted model, not a curated record. Gene Ontology annotation, biological process: proteolysis.
CCUUUUUUUUGCAGUGGUUAGCAAUGCUCCAACAGGCAACCAGCAAGUAGUAACUGCAGACUCUGACACAGUUUAGAUUCCCAGUCUGGGCUGGCCCUUUUCUUCAACAUCCAAUACUAUUUAUUUUGGCCAUUUAAGGCAUUUUUUAUUUGAAAAAAUAUUUAUGAAAGGGGAGAUGACAUGCAUCAAAGGGCCACAGGUCAGAGUCAAACCUACAGCCAAUGAGGCAAGGAGUAAACUUCUAUAAAUGGGUGUGUGCUCUACCAGAUCGUUGGCUUGAGUCUUACGAACAAAGCAGUUGGUGGCUCAGAAAAGUGUCUGGCUGGUGUGCGGAAAGCCUUUGCUGCUGUGGAAGCACUGAUGAGCGGGAAUGCUAGCCAAGUGGCCAUGGAUUUUGGCUGCUGUACGAUCCCUAAGAAUCUUGAUGAUCAGAUUGAGCUAAUGCAAAACCUGGCCGACAUUGUCAUGGGAACAGUGCAGUACAAUGAAGAAGGAGUGCUCAUGUCUAUUAAUGAGCUCUGUGGUGUUAUGACCAAUAAGAGCAAGGCAUAUGAGGAGGAGAUGGAGGCUUACAACCGCCUUGUUAAACUUGCAAAGAUCUACCAUUCCACCAGUGAGGAACCGUGUCUGGACAUCUCCCAUGAGAAAACAGUGAAGGAUAUGAUGGACACGUCCCUCCCCUCAGGCAGGAGAGCGGAGAGACAGUGGACUUACCAGACCUGCACCGAGUUUGGCUUCUACCAGACUUGUGAGGAUGCCACUUGUCCGUUCUCUGGGAUGAUGACCCUUCAAGCCCAGACUCAAUUCUGUCCCAUGCUGUUUGGCAUUUCCCAGCAUUCCCUGCCUGGACGCAUUGCCUUCACAAACACUUACUAUGGAGAGAAUGUCAAACCACACACACCCAGGGUCCUCUAUGUCAAUGGUGGAGUUGACCCAUGGAAGGAGCUGUCGGUGGUGCAGGACAGGACAGAGGAUGGAGAGAAAGCCCAGACCAUUUUCAUUAGGGACACUGCUCACUGUGCUGAUAUGAUGAGUAGAAAAGUCACAGACCGCUGCUCGCUCAAGAAAGCCAGAGAGGAGAUUGAGAAACAUGUGGUCAGUUGGCUGAAGAUGGCUGCUGCAGGAGAAGAUUGAGAAAAGGACGGUGUGAUCAGAUCACAUUCCGUAAAAUCUGAUCAACUCUUAUCACUGACCCCUGCAACAGAUAAGGAGCAACUAGUGUGCUUGGCUGCUCUGCUUCAUCACAUCUUCCUUUUUUUCCUCUCUAAGCCUGUUCUCCACCUCCUAACCAUCCAUCCACAACUAUCUCUGCACUGUGCUUGAUCUGUGUGAUUUGUUUUUAUUCCCAAAGGAUUGUUUUUCAUGUAUUACAGAUGUUUUUAAAGUUGAAAUCAAUGUUGGGAUUGCAGAACGAGUUUCAUUUAUGCUCCUCUCCCCUAUGUAUCUUGGUUGUCUUAGAUUUGAUAUUUAUGGAUAACAUUAAGGUUUACACCUGCUGUGUUUAUGAGACUUUAUGCUUAUAAUAACACAUUUAAUGGCUGUUUUCUAAAUAUUAGCUUAUGCUUUGUUUUUUCACAAUAUUCAUCAGUUGCCAUAACCCUGUAUUAUCACUAGGGCGCGAUAUUGCUACGUGUGUGUAAAAACCAUUUCUUGAGCCUCAUUCUCUGUAAAACACCAGGAAACAGAACUCAGAAUAGUUUGCCACGCUGGUAUUUAUCUGUUGUUCUUAAUUAAAGGCAGCAAUAUUGUUAUAA